AUGACGUCGGAAACGGUUCCCGAACCUCGGACUCAUGAUGACUACCACGUCAGAUGGGUCUGCGCCCUGCCCACCGAACAGACCGCGGCGAUCGCUAUGUUAGACCAAAGGCACGCAAGUCUCCCCAAACCUUCGAACGAUAAUAAUACGUAUACACUCGAAUCUAUUAGCAAACAUAGUAUUAUUAUCGCUUAUCUACCUAAGGGUAAAAUCAGCAAUGUUCUAGCCGCGACUGUUACCACAAACAUAAUAUCUACUUUUCCAAGUAUCAAGUUUUGCUUAAUGGUUAGCAUCAGCAGUAGCAUUCCGCCUAAGAUACCUGACUACCUGGAGGAACUAAAGAAAAAGUGGCCAAGAUUGGCACCCAAGUACCCCAGAUCUGAUUCAAUAAAAGAUCAACUGUUCAAGGCGAACUAUAGCCAUGUCAGCGAGGGCACUGCAGAUAAAAGAGUCGUCCUGAUUGAUGAUCAGGAAGCUAAGGAAAGUAAUGCAGAAAACGACUAUCGCUUCUGCAACACAGGCCAAACGCAAGCUCAUACAGCCGCUGUAGCAGCCGCCUUUACAAAGGAAUUACUGGGCCAUGUACAGGCAAUCGACGUUGAGAGGGAGCCUACGGUAGAGAAAGUUCUGAACCGAAUUCAUAAAACUGUUUUGCAAUCUGAUACAAACAUUAAAGAAGUGAAACGUAAGAUGGACCGCAAAGAGGACGUUGAGAUUCUCGAGUGGCUUACGCCUGUCAACUAUGGACCCCAGCAGAGCGACAAUUUUAGCCAACGACAAGAAGGCACUUGUGUUCCUAGAGCAGGCAAAACAAUCAUCACAUCGAUCGUGAUCAAUGAGCUCACUACCCGCUUUGAAGAUGAUAACACCGUUAGGAUCGCAUAUAUCUAUGCACAGAUCUUCAAGCUCCAAGCCCAAUACGCUACAAAGUUUUUCACUACCUCAAGGUUUAUCCCAGAAAUUAUCAAUAUGCUUGAAGUAAGCACAACUAUAGAGAUUCGGGCCCACGAUGAGGAUGUGUUAAGCUUUUUAGACAGCAAACUCUCCCAGUCAGGGCAACUAUUGCAAACAAAUCGGGAGAUGGUCAAGACCGAGAUCACCAAGGCAGUGGGUGGAAUGUUCCUCCUUGCCCAACUCCACUUUCAAUCUGUCUCAACAAAGAAGACGCUAAAGAAGAUAAAAGAUGCAUUAAGCAAUCUUUCAUCUGGGCCGAAGGCAUAUAAUAUUGCUUACAAGAAGGCUAUGGAGAGGAUCACUGGCCAGGAUCAAGAUUCCAAGGAGCUUGCCACGCACCAUGCAUGGGCAGUCGAAGAAAACGCUGUUACGCUUAACAAAGAAAACCUCCCUCAGAUCGAUAAUAUCAUCUCGGAAUACCUUGACCGGACCCGUAACGCAUGGUUCCCGACUGCAAAGUGGGGAAUCACAAUAACCUAUAUCAGGUACCUCUCAUUCGACGUCUUUAAGGGCGGCGUUUGUAGAAGUGAGGACGAAUAUAAGGAACGUCUAACGCGCAAUCCGUUUUAUGGCUAUGCCUCGCACAAUUGGGGGCAUCAUGCUCUCACGGCGUCUAUGGAUGUAGAGCAAGUGAUUAUAGAUUUUCUGGAAACUUCCGCUAAACCAUUUGCCUCAGUCCAGGAAAUCAUGGCUCUUGAGUACCACGCUUGGGAUUACAUUGAAUCUAUAGCAGUUGAGGUACAUACUGCAGCAUAUUUUGGGCUAUCUAACACGGCCUUGGCUUUGUUGAAGAAAGGUCACCGGGCAGAUUCUAAGGGUAUAUAUGGAUGGACUCCAUUAUCAUUCGCGGCCAGAUACGGGCACGAAGAGGUUGUUAAGCUACUUAUCGCCAGGGACGACGUCGACCCUAACUCUACUGAUGGGUAUCACGGAGAAACCCCACUUUCUUGGGCUGCAAAGAGUGGUCACGCUGCGGUUGUCAAAGUCCUCCUUCAGAAGGAAGGGGUGCUCGCAGACUAUGCGGAUGAAAGAGAUCGGACGCCGUUGUCAUUCGCAGCAGAAAACGCGAGGCGGUGCAAUACGAUCCCCGACCGGCAAGGAGAGGAUCGAGAUGCUAUAUCCCAGGCCACUGACAAGAAAUAUAAAGAUCUUUACUGGGCGGCUGAGAAUGGGCAACUGGUAUUGGUUGAGGCCCUUCUACGAAACGGAGCCGACGUCAACGCUCGCCGGUGUAGGGUACGUGAUUUUGGAUGUAUGAGCUUUGGGUACCUGAUGGAGGAAUCAAAGACAGCACUUCAUCUAGCAGCUGGCAACGGGCACAAGGCCAUUUUCAGUUCAGAUGAAAGCGGCAUGCAUGGCAAGACUAUUUCAGUCAACGGGACAGAGGAUGGUGGGACCGAGACAUGCUUGAUUCAAGUAUCCUUUACGGAGCCAUAA
Messenger RNA from Fusarium subglutinans, 2391 nucleotides. Its product is annotated as ankyrin protein. The record is from RefSeq and is a predicted model, not a curated record. NCBI's taxonomy places the organism in Eukaryota, Fungi, Ascomycota, Sordariomycetes, Hypocreales, Nectriaceae. Gene Ontology annotation, biological process: nucleoside metabolic process; regulation of transcription by RNA polymerase II. The coding region runs from base 1 to 2391 and encodes 796 amino acids. The transcript is spliced from 11 exons. Gene Ontology annotation, molecular function: RNA polymerase II-specific DNA-binding transcription factor binding; catalytic activity. Gene Ontology annotation, cellular component: nucleus.